UUCGUUCAUUUGAUAUUGUAAUACAUGCGUGAAGAGAUAGAGACCCAGUCUAACUUGAAGGCAAGAAAUUUCUGAUUGAUUCGAUUGAUGAAGAAUGCUUGAUGAUCCCAUACUUUGCAUAACUAUUUAGAAUUUACACCGCUUUACCCUUCGCGUAUGAUAUUGUCAUUAUUGAUACUUUUGAUGGAUUCUUUACUCUGUCUUACACCGAGUCUCACUUGCUCUCUAUUUCCGAAUUUCGUAUCGUAGCCCUAAGCCUAAGGCGAGGGGGGACUGAUAAAAAACUUUUAGUGGCCAACGACAGGUGUCGCUGGGAUUUGUUUAUAAGAUGGCAAGUGGAGAGGACGUAGAAAUACCAGAGACCGGUGCAGUAUUCACGUAUGGGAAAAGUCGCUUCGCUGACAACAACCCGGGAAAGUUCUGGAUCCGGAAGGACCUGGUCAAGCAGGUGACCUGCGGCGAUGAACACACUGCUCUAAUUACAGCGCUAAAGGGAAACAAAGUGACACAGGUGUGCUGUGGGCGGAGUCACACGCUCGUCACGACAGAUAAUGGCGUCGUGCACGCGUUCGGAGCGAAUGGCGACGGACAGCUAGGCGUCGGCGACACGGCGGACCGCGACGCUCCGACCCAGAUCACCGCUCUGCGUGGCGCCCUCAUCACCGCGCUGGCAGGGGGCGCUGAGCACUCUGCCGCGCUCACAGAGGAGGGGGAGUGGUCGGGUGGGCUUAGGGAAGGAUUGCUAGAGGUGACGGGGCUGCUCUACGGAGGUGACCACUAA
Molecule: messenger RNA, 781 nt
Organism: Priapulus caudatus
Lineage: Eukaryota; Metazoa; Priapulida; Priapulimorpha; Priapulimorphida; Priapulidae
Product: X-linked retinitis pigmentosa GTPase regulator-like
Exons: 5
Coding region: 329-781 (150 amino acids)
Source: RefSeq, a predicted model, not a curated record